Hibiscus syriacus is the source of this 926-nucleotide messenger RNA. Its product is annotated as dof zinc finger protein DOF3.4-like. Gene Ontology annotation, molecular function: DNA binding; DNA-binding transcription factor activity. The transcript has a single exon. NCBI's taxonomy places the organism in Eukaryota, Viridiplantae, Streptophyta, Magnoliopsida, Malvales, Malvaceae. The coding region runs from base 136 to 816 and encodes 226 amino acids. Gene Ontology annotation, biological process: regulation of DNA-templated transcription. The record is from RefSeq and is a predicted model, not a curated record.
CAGUCGUUGCACCACGUUGAAUACAUCUCAAACUACUAUAUAAAUAUCAUUGUUUCUUCUUCUACUUCUUCUCAUUCUAUUUCAUCCACAAUAAGUGAAUCCGAAAGCUUAAAUCCCCCCUUGUUUUCUCUGAAAAUGCCAUCAGAUUCCGAGGAUAGGCGGUCAACAAAGGCCAUUAACACCGGAGCCCCACCGCCGGAACAACAACAGCUGCCGUGUCCUCGUUGUGAUUCCACCAACACCAAGUUUUGCUACUACAACAACUAUAACUUCUCUCAGCCUCGCCACUUUUGUAAGUCGUGUCGACGUUACUGGACUCACGGUGGCACCCUCAGGGACAUCCCUGUUGGUGGUGGCACCAAAAGAAACGCAAAGCGUUCACGCACCACCACCAGCUCCACCCAUGGAACCGUCGUUUCUUCUUCCACCAAUGCCAUUACCAACACCGCAAGUUACAAUGACAUCCACUUGCCAGCGGCUGCCACUCAGGUUUUACUACCACUGUCGGGCAAUCAGGGAGGUUUGGGUAUUGGUGGGGAGUCCAAGGGCAAUGGUUUCGCUUCAUUGUUGGGUAAUCAUCCUCAGGGACCUGGUUAUCUGGCUCUUGGUGGGUUUCGGCUUGGUACUGGUCCAGCACUCGAAGAUGUUGGAUUUGGGCUUGGAAGAGGAAUGUGGGCUUUUCCGAUAGGGGAUGGUGCUGCGGUUAGUGGUGGCAAUGAUGGGAAUCCAUGGCAUUCUGAAGGUGGAGAAGCGGGGAGUGGUUUCUUUUCUUGGCCUGAACUUGCCAUUUCAACCCCUGGGAAUUUGCUCAAGUGAAUCUCAUCUUUUUUGUUCACCAUCUUUGAUGUAGAAUUAGUGUCUGAUAGUACAUUAUUAGGUAUAUGUAAGCAUAAACAAAACUACAGCCUUUUUCUGUAUUGUGUUAU